AUGCCCAAGUGCACUCUCAGACUGGCUUCAUUAGCGGCCGGGCAAAAAGACUCGUGGUUUGGCAGCCUCUCCAAGUCACCAACGGCGCAGAAGGGCCAGCAGUACUUCGAUAACACCGUGUACGUCACGAAGAAGAUUCUGUGGAGCACCGGCAAGGCUGCAUGGAUCUUGGGAACGACUUUUCUGGUGCUGGGGGUGCCGCUGAUUAUUGAGAUGGACAGGGAGGCGCAGCUGGAGCAGCUUGAGAGCAGCCAGGCAGUGCUAGGGACAGGGCAGGCCCCGGGGGCGCUGCCGACGCCUGCCCCCCGAUGAGGUGUAAAGGUUAUGGUCAUAGGUUAGCUUGAUUGAAAUGCGUUACUUUUUGUUUGCUCUUAAUCAGGAUUCUGGAUGCUAAUCAGGCGUAGAGGCUGGUCGGCCCGUGCGACAUGGAGUUGGCAAGAAUCUGGGUUUUGCCGGCGGCAGCUAGGUCUUUCCGACCAGAAAGCAAUAUUCACUUCGUUGUCAGGUGGGACGAGAAGGAAAGUGAAGGCGAUGAGCAAUUCGGCUUAGCUGCUGAAUACAGCAGGAUUUGCACAUAUGUAGUCAGAUCAAUGGAUACAAGUGUUCUGAGAUAGUCAUCAGUGGUCGAGUCCUGGCUAAGCUUUGGAUAUCCUGACAUGUGAUGUGACAAAACACCACCACUUGAGAGAAUUGUCGCACGCACGAUCUGGGGCUCUUCCAUUAGUGCCAACUUGUGCGUCCCAUUAUUUUUUCGAGGGUGAAACAGCACUUGCUAGAACGCCCAUUGUUACAGAUC
Messenger RNA from Klebsormidium nitens, 796 nucleotides. The record is from the annotation of a GenBank genome assembly. NCBI's taxonomy places the organism in Eukaryota, Viridiplantae, Streptophyta, Klebsormidiophyceae, Klebsormidiales, Klebsormidiaceae.